Messenger RNA from Paramuricea clavata, 582 nucleotides. NCBI's taxonomy places the organism in Eukaryota, Metazoa, Cnidaria, Anthozoa, Malacalcyonacea, Plexauridae. The record is from the annotation of a GenBank genome assembly.
AUGGAAGAGCUGCCUCUAUCAAUGUUGACGAAAAAAUUAACAACGUUAUUGGCUCUGUUAACUGCACAGCGUUGCCAAACUUUAUCUAGUUUAGACCUAGAUUUCAUGCAAGAAAUUGAUAAUGAAAUUAUUUUUACAAUACGCGAGAAACUAAAAACCACAAAGGCGGGAAAACAUCUCCCGCCUAUCAAGUUUUUAAGCUACCCUGAAGACAUCCGUCUCUGCCCUGUGGCACAUAUCAAAUUCUAUAUUGGUAAAACUAAGCCUAUGAGAUCUCAAUCUAAAUUGCUACUAAGCUACGUCAAACCGUUUAAACCAGUGACAAAUUCCACAAUUGGUAGAUGGGUCAAAUGUUUCCUCCAAGAUUCAGGCAUCGACAUAAAAAAUUUUUCAGCUCAUAGCAGCAGAACGGCGUCUUCGUCUUACGGAUUUUUAUCUGGUUUGCCGCUUAACGACGUCCUCAAAGCUGGUGGUUGGACGAAUGCCGGAACAUUUGCCAAACAUUAUAAUAAACCAAUUGGUUCUAAUUUUGGUAACAGUCUACUUAAUCACUUUAAUAACUCAGACAACAGUCGAGGAUGA